Molecule: messenger RNA, 1144 nt
Organism: Dimorphilus gyrociliatus
Lineage: Eukaryota; Metazoa; Annelida; Polychaeta; Dinophilidae
Source: the annotation of a GenBank genome assembly
AAUUUGACCACCAGUUUUAAAGAUGACUGCUCCUCUGGCUUUAAGCGAGCAAAACCUUAUAUCAUGUUGCAAAGUUUCCCACGAUACUGUCAGUGAUUGUCUCACUAAAGUAUUCGAAAUGUUUAAAUUUAUUGGGAACACACCAUUGCCGAUUGGAAAUUUAAUGAAUACUGUACAAGCUUUCGAUGAACGAAAACGAAAAUGUGUCGAUACUAUUCAAAAUAUAUCGAGAAUGAUGAGGCGCGUGAAAGUUUAUUAUGAUAAAAUUGAAGAAGAAACAAGAAAUAUGCCUCCGCUUUCCAUUCAGGAUCAACAAUUCAGAGAUGACUUUGAAAUGAUGGAAAGUAAAAAAAUGGAAAAAGAUCGUUUAAUUCAACAAAUAAGAAAGAAAAAUGAAGAGCUGAAAAAGAUUAUUGACUUGGAAAGAAAAUUCAUAUGGGAACUAUGCCUAAUUAAUAAAGAUAUAUCUCCAGGGAAACCAACAUUUUCGAAAAAAAAUUCUAGCGCUGAAAAUUUAUUCAGAAUUGUUACGAUGUCCAAAAAUUCAGUAACGAACGAUUGGAUUUCUCAAAUUCGAGAUGCUGAAAAAACACUUUUAAUUCAAGAUUGUAGGUAUAAGUUUCAUUUCUCAUUUAAAAAUGGUUUGGAGAUAGCGGAAGACUACGAUAAAAGGAAACAAUGUUUAAUUGAAAGAAAGAUCAGAAAACCGGGAUCUCUAACGGGUGAAAGGAAAUGGGAAUACGAAAUUGGUGAAAGUCAGGCAAUGAGAAGCAUACAAAGUGAAGAAAUUAUGGUCAGUUUCAUGCAGCCGGUCUUUUUAAGACAAGACACAAAAGAAGCCUUUCAGUGGAGAAUUAGAAAUUUACCAUAUCCUCUCGAUGUCUACGAUUGCAGAGUGAAUGAUAAUCAAAAGGAGAUUACCCUUCGUACGUCCAAUAAAAAAUAUUUUAAGAAGUUUUCGAUAACUGAUAUGCUAAGAGUUGGAAUACCACUCAAUCAAGAAUGUCUUAAAUUAGCACAUGCAAACAACACACUGAUAAUAUCGGUAUAUGUUAAACCGAAAGAAUAUUUAGAAAUCGAAAAAUUGAUCCAUGCCGAACUGAGAAAAGUUAAACCGAUGAAUGGAAAUUGUAAUCAAUCAUAA